Molecule: messenger RNA, 1864 nt
Organism: Poecilia reticulata (guppy)
Lineage: Eukaryota; Metazoa; Chordata; Actinopteri; Cyprinodontiformes; Poeciliidae
Gene: rabgef1l
Product: RAB guanine nucleotide exchange factor (GEF) 1, like
Biological process (GO): vesicle-mediated transport
Cellular component (GO): endocytic vesicle; cytosol
Molecular function (GO): guanyl-nucleotide exchange factor activity; zinc ion binding; DNA binding
Source: RefSeq, a predicted model, not a curated record
AGUUUCCCUUUAAUUUUUAAACCCACAAAGAAGAAUCUGUCAGCGAAGAUGGCUCCAAGACGAAGCUAAUUGUUUAGCUGAUGUAAAUCUAUCCACCACAAACAGGCUGGAGACUGCGGUGACAACAUUAUCAGAUAACCAACCUUUUGAGACGAAUAAGACCCUGUCACUGAGGAACGAUGAGCCAGAGACGUGGCAUCCAUGUGGACCAAUCUGAGCUGCUCUGCAAAAAAGGAUGUGGGUUUUAUGGCAACACAGCCUGGCAGGGCCUGUGCUCAAAGUGUUGGCGAGAGGAAAAUCAGCGAGAAAAGCAAAGGCAAAUUCAAGAAGACUGGGCUCUUGCUGAAAGACUGCAGAGAGAGGAAGAGGAAGCAUAUGCAAGCAGGCAUCAGAGGGCACAAUCACAACCUGCAAUCACCCCCUUCAACAAGUUUGAAGAAAGAAAGACAAAGGAGAAGUCCAGCAAAGUCAACACAGUCACAAAGUUUUUCACUCCAUCAACAAAAACACCACCCAAAAAGGAUGCCGGUGCUGCCGACGCUCAGUCGACUCCGAGCUCCAGCUCCUCAGCCAGUCGCCAGCCCAUUCCAGACAGUGACCGCGCAACGCGAGAGUUCAUUGAUUUUCUGAAGUCGGUGAAGUCUGGCAGGGAAAUCUUUAAGCAGUGUCGGGCUUUCACUGAGGGCAUGGUGUACAAGCGGGACAUGGGAGCCGACGAGCUGUCGGAGUGUGUGCAAGACUUCUACCAGAACCUCUCGGACCGGCUUCAGAACCAGUUUAAAGGUUCGACAGAGCAUGUGGAGAGGGUGAUGGAUGAAGUGGAGAAGUACAUGAUGACCCGACUUUACACCGAGGUUUUCUGUCCCGAAACCACAGACGACGAGAAGAAAGACCUGGCUAUUCAGAAGAGAAUCAGAGAUUUGCACUGGGUCACCAUAGAAAUGCUGUGUGUGCCGGUGGACGAAGAGAUCCCGGAGGUCUCAGACAGUGUAGUCAAAGCUAUUACAGAUAUUAUUGAAAUGGACUCAAAGCAGGUACCCAAAGACAAGCUGGCGUGCAUCACCCGGUGCAGCAAGCACAUCUUCAACGCCAUCAAAGUGAGCAAGAAGGAGGCCGCGUCAGCCGACGACUUCCUCCCGACUCUCAUCUACAUUGUGCUGAAGGCAAACCCUCCGCGGCUGCAGUCCAACAUCCAGUACAUCACCCGCUUCUGCAACCCCAGUCGACUCAUGACCGGAGAGGACGGAUACUACUUCACUAACCUGUGCUGUGCAGUGGCCUUCAUAGAGAAACUGGAUGGUCAGUCUCUGAACAUGAGCUCUGAGGAGUUUGAGCUCUACAUGUCGGGCCAGGCGUCCCCAAACUGGCCACGACCCACCACCGCGUCCUCCUCGUCCGCAGGCAGCGCAGCCCUUACCCAGGUCCACAGCAGCCUGGACCUGCUGACCGGGCUCGGCGAGAGGCAGGAGCGGGUCGUGGAGAAGGCUCGGCAGCUGGAGAGCGACCUGAUAGACUGGACGGAUGAAGUGGAGCAGAAAGUGCAGAGUGCGCUGGAGAGCUUUCCCCUCGACACCCAGAGCACCACGACAAACGCGGCCGGCGGGACGACGACGCCGGCGACCGCAGCGUCGUCCGCGAUCGACUCUGAAAAUGUAGAGAACGAGCUGCUGCCCCCGCCGCUGCAGCCUCAGGUGUUUGCUGGUUAAUAGGAAAACGUCUGCUCUGCAGAAAAAUCACCUGGAGGUUCUACUCCAUCUUCCCGUCUGUUCUCUUUAUAGUCCGUAAGCACAUGUAGCGCCUGGAUCUGGAGUGUUCAUCCAGCCAUCUGUUCCCUUAGAAGCUAUAAAAACACGCUGAAUAGUAA